This is a messenger RNA of Lodderomyces beijingensis, 2220 nucleotides long. The record is from the annotation of a GenBank genome assembly. Lineage: Eukaryota; Fungi; Ascomycota; Pichiomycetes; Serinales; Debaryomycetaceae.
AUGCUGGCAUUGGACUUUGGCAAUCAGAAACUAUCAGCUGGUCAGAUCCAGUCUAUUUACCCCUUUCCGUUGCUAGAUGAUUUAUCCGCUGAACAAUCUGAUAUCGAUAACGAUAUCCAGAUUCUACUAGAUUGGUUGCAACCGGUUAUACCACAGUACAUGGCAGUGGCACAGGCACAAGAUGUUCCCCUUGCAAAGCCCAGACAUCUACGCCAGACGCGAAGUAGCACGCAGCAGCCCAAAUUUGAAACCAUCGACCCCAAGUUUUCCCUUUCAAAGUAUAAGGAGCCGUCACAUCGAAUCAAACUGGCCAUCAAAAGCUGCUUAAAGAAUGAAGAAGACCACCUCAAGCUCAUGAAUGUCUACAUCAACUCCGUCAACGCUCAACUCCACCAAUACCACAAGCCCAUGGAGAAGGAGUUUACCUUUAUCGAUUUCAUCAACUUUAUCAAACUAUUGAACCAUCACUACGAAAGUCAAAUCGACCACUUAAACUUGCCCUCCACCGUGCGCAGAUUGUUCAAUAACCGAUUCCAUAUAAGUUUGACCUCCUACUUGUUUGAGAAAACGGACUUUGUCGCUCACCUCACUCAAUUUUUCCAAAGUAAUCUUUUCUUCAAAAGCACGCUUUCCAAGCCCAUCUCGCCCACAAUGACCCUCAACAUAAUCGAUAUCAUCUCCACGUUGGUGACAAUUGGCAUGUCGGACAAGUUGAAUGAGAUUGUGGUGGAGCUUUCCAUCAGCAGGAUCAAGGACUUCACUAUCCAGCUAAGCAGUGGUAUCUGGAACCGACCGCUAUUGGAGGCAAUCAACUCCUUUAUCCAAAAUGAAAUUUAUCCAAAUUUCUCCAUCGUUGUUAGCUACACCACGGAGUCAAACUUGACCGAUACCAUGAACCACAUCUACUUGUACGAAUUGAUGAAACUUGCCCACGGUGAGUUGAUUUCACAACGAGUCCAAGAAAUCUAUUUCUUGGUCCUGGCCUACCCCAAUAGUGAAAUCGCACUAAAAGAGCUUCACACCUGUUUGCUGAAGUUUAAACUCGACCAAAACAGCCUAAAGUCGAAUUCUUCUUCUUCUACCACCACUACUACUGCUUCGUCUUUUCUACCCUUUUACAACUACUAUUCUCCAGAGUCGCAAAAUGAACAGCGGGGCCAGCUCGUGGACCAUUUCAUUGACGAGUGCCGCAAGCAUUUGCUACAUGCUGGGGUCAACACGGUUGAUGUCAUGAUCACUUACACCCGCACCAUAAAGUCGUUCCUCUUGAUUGAUCCCAAAGGCGUGUUGCUCGACAAAGUAGUGAGGCCAAUAAGAAACUAUUUGAAACUGAGAAGUGACAUUUUCACUAAACUAGUCCAUGGUUUGCUAGAUACUAGCGAGGAUAAUAAACUACGCGAUUUGGCAGAGCAAUUGUACAAUUCCAAAAAGAAGGACUCCUCCUCCUCCUCCACUCACGCCAAAAAGAAAAUGUACGUCAAUAAAAACGCCAACGAGGAUUGUCAUGAUUUAAACUGGACCCCCGAUCCCAUAGACGCGUUACCGGAUUUCAAAAAGGAAAAAGUCACCGAUAUCAUCGAAUCCUUGAUUUCCAUUUUCGACUCCAAGGAAAUCUUCAUUCAAGAGUUUACCAAUCUAUUUGCAAGUCAAAUGAUUGACGCUCGCGAUUUUGACGUGAGCGAUGUUGAAGCCAAAUUGAAUCUCUUGAAGCUGCGAUUUGGCAAGAACAGUUUCACGACUCUCGAUGUCAUGAUUAAAGAUUUCAAAGUCAGCAGAGAAAUAAAUGGAGCUGCCGCUAUACAAUUUGGCAUAUUGUCGCAUCUAUACUGGUCCAGCGUCCUUGAUGGCAACACGGAAAACAAUAACGACUUUAAAUGGCCCAAACUUAUGGAUGACAUAUUCAAGCGCUUCCAGGAUAAAAACUCUAUGGAGAAACCGGGAAGAACAUUGAAACUUGUUCCAAGUUUAGGCAGAGUCACUAUACGAUUAGAGUUGAAGAGCGGAAACAGGGAAUUUCAAGUGAGCCCCGAGAAAGCGGCAAUCAUUUCCAUGUUUAAUGAGGAAGAUAACGAGUUGUCAGUAGAGUACAUAUCCACGAUGCUCAAGAUGCCAUCGUAUAUGGUCAACGAAGGUUUGAAAUAUUGGGUCAAGGAAGGAAUAUUGUUGGCGUUAACGCCAACGCUAUUUAUUGUUGACGACGACGAUGAUGAUACAUUUUAG